AUGACAGCUGUGGAUAAAACCAAGAGGAUAGGCCACUGGUAUUUUGGAGGUGUUGCUAGUGCUAUGGCCGCUUGUUGUACUCAUCCUUUGGAUUUACUUAAGGUUCAUCUGCAGACUCAACAAGGUGGGAAUGUUAGCCUAUUCUCAAUGGCUGUCAGAGUGGUUAAAAAUGAUGGGAUUCUCGGGCUUUACAAUGGUCUAUCGGCUUCAAUUUGCAGACAGCUGACAUAUUCUCUGACAAGAUUUGCCAUCUAUGAGACAGUGAAAAAAGAGUUAGUUAAAGAUGGACGCAACAUGCCGUUUUAUGAGAAAGUUCUCGUAGCGGCAGUAGCAGGAGCAUCUGGUGGCCUGGUUGGAACCCCAGCUGAUCUUGUGAAUGUCAGAAUGCAGAAUGAUAUAAAACUGCCAAAAGAAGAAAGAAGAAACUACAAGCACGCAAUUGAUGGAAUGUAUCGAGUGGUGCGGUAUGAAGGUCCCAUCAAAGCUUUCAAUGGUGCCACAAUGGCCAGCAGCAGAGCGGUCCUAGUCACGGUUGGACAGUUGGCUUGUUAUGACCAGCUGAAGAAUUUAUUGCUGAAGUCUAGUUUCUUCAAUGACAACUUAACACUGCACCUAACAUCAAGUACUCUGGCUGGCAUGAUAGCAACACUUCUGACACAGCCCCUUGAUGUGAUGAAGACAAGAAUGAUGAAUGCUCCACCUGGAUUUUAUAGUAGUAUAAUGUCAUGUGCACUUGAUAUAGGAAAGAACGGACCACUUGGCUUCUUUAAGGGUUUUGUUCCAGCAUUUGUUCGCUUGGGCCCUCACACAGUCUUGACCUUUGUGUUUUUUGAACAAAUUCGACAGAAUUUUGGAGAUGUUUUGAAUACAUAUUUUUUUUUCACAAAAUAG
Candidula unifasciata is the source of this 891-nucleotide messenger RNA. NCBI's taxonomy places the organism in Eukaryota, Metazoa, Mollusca, Gastropoda, Stylommatophora, Geomitridae. The record is from the annotation of a GenBank genome assembly.